Molecule: messenger RNA, 2910 nt
Organism: Centruroides sculpturatus (bark scorpion)
Lineage: Eukaryota; Metazoa; Arthropoda; Arachnida; Scorpiones; Buthidae
Exons: 13
Coding region: 68-2641 (857 amino acids)
Source: RefSeq, a predicted model, not a curated record
GUUUAAAAUAAAGCGAGAGACGAUAGAGAAUAUUAGUUUCGAUGUUUUGUUUCUGUGGAAUGACACGAUGAAGGAUAAACACUUGCUGAUUUGGAUAUAUAAUUUAUGUUUAUUGGCAUACGCUAAUGCUUGCGGGUAUCCUGGCUCUCCUGCACACGCGAGUGUUGCUUUUUCAAGUGAGGUCAUCACCCCAGGAACGGUGGCUUCUUACACCUGCGACGGAGGGUUCGAACUCUUAGGACCCAGCAGGAGAAUAUGUAACGAAAAUGGAACGUGGGUUCCCCUCGGAAUCCCUUUUUGUGUUUUAAAUGUGGCUGCCGGUAAAGCACCUAUGCAAUCGUCUAUUAUGGGUAAAGGUGUGCCACAAAAAGCUGUUGACGGUAGUACAAGCACGUUUUUUAAUGCCGAAACGUGUACUAUGACCGAAACGGAACGUACACCGUGGUGGUACGUUAAUUUACUAGAACCUUACAUGGUGCAGCUGGUGAGGGUAGAUUUCGGGACGUCUUGCUGUUCUAACAAUAGGCCAGCCACUAUAGUUAUAAGAGUAGGCAAUAACAGGCCGGACUUAGGGGUGAAUCCGAUCUGCAACCGAUAUACCGGUUAUAUAGAAGAGGGUAGGCCUCUGUUUCUACCAUGCAACACCGCAAUGCCUGGGGCUUUUGUAAGCAUUCAUCUUGAAGGGCCUCCAGGAAAUCCUCUUUCGAUAUGCGAAACUUUCGUUUACACCGAUCAAGCUCUUCCUAUCGAGAGAUGUCCAUCCUUCCGUGAUCAACCCUUGGGAAGUACGGCCACCUAUAAUGGAAAAUGUUAUAUAUUUUAUAAUAAUCAACCAAGAAAUUUCGAGCAUUCUAGAAGAUUCUGUGAGAUUCGUGGGGGUAGUUUGAUUGACGAAACUAGUCCUGCCUUACAAGGGUUUUUAAGUUGGGAAUUGUAUCGUAGACACCGUAACGAUCCUAGUGGUCAAUACUGGAUGGGUGCAGUUAGAGAUUUGAGAGAUAGAAACAAUUGGAAAUGGAUUAACGGUCAAGAUGUAACAAUUUCUUUUUGGAACCUUCCCGGAACUAACGAGAAUUGUUCUCGUUUUGAUGGAGCCAAAGGUUGGCUCUGGUCUGACACUAAUUGUAACUUAAACCUGAAUUUUAUUUGUCAACACAGACCGGCGACUUGUGGAAAACCAGAAAGGCCAGCCAAUUCUACAAUUUUAGCAAGAAGUUUGGAGAUAGAAUCAGUUAUAGAGUAUCGUUGCGCUCCAGGACAUUUGCUAGUCGGUCCAAAUAUCCGAACAUGUCUUCCAACUGGAUUCUUCAGCGAGUUGCCACCAAAGUGUAGAUAUCUGGAAUGCGGAUUACCCGCUAAAAUUCCCAAUGGGCAAUACACGUUAGUAAAUGGAACCAGGCAUUAUUUAAGCAGUGUUCAAUAUGCGUGCCAAGACGGUUACGUGUUGGUGGGUCGUGGAAAUCUGAUAUGUGACGUUGAUGAAAAGUGGAAUGGUCCACCACCUAGAUGCGAACCUGUUUAUUGCCGUGUACCACCUUCUACACAGAACGGUCGCUUUGUCCUGUCUACAAACAGCAGCGUGUAUGGUACAAUUGCCGAAUAUUACUGUGAACCGGGUUAUAGACUGGUGGGAAAACCUCGUCUUACCUGUGUUGCCAGCGGAUAUUGGGAUGCGGAUGCCCCACUGUGCGAAGCCGAUUUGAGUACCACAACAAGCUCAACGAAGCAACCCUCUCCUGUGUAUCCCAUCAGAAAUACUCACGCGCAACCUAGUCCCACUCACAGAUUGACCCAACGUCCAGUUCAUAGUACAGAACCAAUUAUAAUUAUUGCAGAAACUACCUCUUCCAGAAGACCGACCACACGUUAUACCACAACAAGAAGGACCACCCAUCGUACCACAACGACUACCACAACGUCUACACCCUAUACACAUAUAUGGACUAGGCACCGUUACACUACACCUACGCUACCUCCUCUGCGUGAUAUCGUCACCCUGAAACCUCUCAGUAACGACAUCCCUGACAACCUUAAUAUAAGAGGUGAUACGGGCCCAAAAGCCGAAUUACCAAGUAACACCAUUGGGCAGAAAUAUGAAGAUAAAUCCGACCCCGCUAGCGCCAGGCUAAAUAUGGGUGGAAUUAUCGCUUUAGCCGUUUUUGGAGGAUUCAUUCUGAUAGGAAUCACAGUUACUUUAAUAUUAGUCUUUGUACGCCGGAGCAGAAACAGCAUCAGCAGAGGAUCCUUGGAUAACACCACCAUUUCGACUUACGACAGUGGAGGAAGCGGAGGACACAGUUUGCACAAGUACUACAAGCGUGCCUGGGAGAAUCUGAGAUACGACGGGAAGACUUCGUCAUAUCCGGUUCACGUGGAGCAUCACGAAAACUCGCACGCGCCUGUCAGCCGCCAGGAUACUCUAGAUAAUCCAAACAUUCGCGGAAACGGCAGGGGUACCAUCGAAGGUUACAGAGAAGCUAACGAAAUUAUGGUCAGUGAUGUUGCAGCUUUGUACGCCCGACCCGAUAAAAAUAAACCUCAUCGACCUUCUGCUGAUCCUAGCCCCUCACGUGACAAGAAAAUGAUUCGUGACUGGUACAGCCAUCAAUUGGGUAGUCAAUCCAGACGUGGUGCCUACUGAUUUGAUUUGUGGUCAUUUCUAAAUAGCCGUAUCGUCGUAAAUCCCUCUGUUAGAUUCUGAAACGUGAGUUCAGAGUCUAACUGACGGUUACGCUUGUUUGUGUAUGCGUGAUUGAUGAAUUAUUUAUGACUGUAGAGUGAAAAAAAUGCUCAAAUUAACUGUUUCUUAAUGAUGGUUUCUGGGUAAGACCGGGAAGUCUUGAUAUCUACCUCAAUGGAGGUGUGUAAAUAUAUAUUAAACUUUAAUAAACACUCGUUAUAAUAUUCUAA